AUGCGAGCUGAUGUAGCAGCAUCAGGGCGAUUUGACCACCGGUGGCUGGCAUACGCCACGCUUAAGGAUAUGUCGUGGCUCAGAGAUCGACAGGGUAAGGCAUACAGCUUGAACGGGGCCGACUUUGCGCGAAACUUGAAUUACCUUGGCGAGACAAUGACGUGGACGACCGUGCAGAGUGGCAUGGUCUUGUUCUCUCCUACGCGUGACAUGGCGUCCCAGUCUAUGGCAAAGCGACGGCAUUUUGGGUCCUUCUGCCUCGCGCUGCUUUACAAUUUCCCGUCACUGGUAUAUCGACCACUGGAGCCUGGGUCUGUGAUUGCAUACUCUACAAAGGUGCACCAGUUCCAUGACUGGCUUCUAACUGGUGACGGUAAGUCGCUCAGACAUUUCGAUACGGGCAUGGAAUGUGGAGUGCAACCGGUCGCGUCGAUGGCGGCAUGCGAUAUAGCCGCGUCAACAGCUAGUAAGUCUCCUGUUCACUUUGGAGCGCAUCCGGCGCUUACUCGCGUUGUCCACAUGUGGGCUGGACGACGAAGGUGGCGGCCGCAACGACGUAAACUGAAACAGAUUAUCACCCAGCGGCGCCGUGCUGUAGGGACUAGACUUCUUGAUGAACGUGUGGCAACGACGGACGUUCACGUGAUCUCGGAAGGUACAACAUUGAUUACUUGGAGGGACAUUCGACGAAUACGAGCGUCCUUUCCGACAAACGCUCAGACGCUGUAUAGGCUAAAGAGUAACAGUUUUCCGCUCUGGAAUUGGGCGAAGCAAGAUCUGUCUUGCCCGGUCCCUGAGUGUGCGAAUGCUGGUCCAGCUCUGGCAAGCCAUAUCUUUUGGACAUGCUCUAGUGCGCUUCGUCACUGGGAGUUUCUCCUUGAUCGGUGGCGAUGGCUUGGAACUUUCCAGGAGGCUGAAUUGAAUGUUUGGGUGUUUGGCCUGGACCUCCCGGCGAUUCCACCCUACGCCUGGGAUGUAAUUAAGCAAUCCAUGGACCCAGGCACAAAUAUAUCAAAAGCUCAGGCUGCUAUAUUUCCGGCAGCUAGAGAGCUGUGGCGUUUUGUCGUAUCAACGACCCUUCAUGCAAUUUGGGUCGAGCGCCUCCGCCGCAUGGAAGACUCGUCGUUAUCACAGGAGGUGCACAUAGCCAGCGCCAAGACGAGCUUUCGUCGGGCGGUCAGACGAUUUCGGCGAUCAACCUAUCAGCCCGAGAUGGGGGAAGAUGGGCAACUGGUUGCGCAGGUACGGUCGGCCUUGGCUGAUACCCUACUCUGCUACGAUGAACCUCCUUCGUUACUAGUCCGGCCUAUCGACCGGCUCCCUGGCGAGCUUCACCUCCUCUUCUUUGACGGCGGGUCCCGCGGAAAUCCAGGUCCAGGUGGAGCCGGGUCUGUGAUUGUAUGA
This is a messenger RNA of Peronospora matthiolae, 1404 nucleotides long. NCBI's taxonomy places the organism in Eukaryota, Oomycota, Peronosporomycetes, Peronosporales, Peronosporaceae. The record is from the annotation of a GenBank genome assembly.